CACAGCACCCAGGCCUCAGUGCUUCUGCGCCUCAAAGCAGCUAUCCGUAUGCGCCUAUCCUUGCUAUUGUUCCGCACCACUAUGUUGCGAUAGACCCGGCCCGGAACACCCACCCGAUCCACCCUACACACGUCGCGCCGCCAUUACGAAGUAUCGAACUUCACUCGCGAUGACGAGCUCGUUCGAGAAGUCAGUCAAGGGCGGCACGAAGAUCAAGCUCGCCGCCCCGAAAUCCAAAUAUGUCGAGCACAUUCUCAUAGCCACUCACGCCGGUGAGGCCGGCGUUGCUGAGAUCUUCCGCGCCCUCACGAACAGACUGCGGGACUCGACAUGGACCAUCGUCUUCAAGUCCCUCAUUAUCGUUCACCUCAUGAUUCGGGAAGGGGAGCCGGAUGUUACACUCAAGUUCCUGGCCCAGAACCCGCAACGGAAGUUGGCAAUAAAUCAUUUCACAGAGGUUCAAACCCAGGGCCGAAACAUUCGAACGUACGCCGAAUACCUACUCCGCCGAGCGCAAGAGUACGGAACUACAAAGGUUGACUACGUGCGCGGGGGAGAGGGCCGGCUCAAGAGAUUGAGCAUUGACAAAGGCCUUUUGCGUGAAACGGAGAGCGUCCAAGAUCAAAUAAGAUACUUGCUAAGAUGCGAGCUCCUCGCUGAGGAACCUGAGAACGAGAUCACUUUGACUGCGUUCCGGUUAUUAACAAUGGACUUGCUUGUGCUCUUCCAUGUCAUGAAUGAAGGGACAAUCAAUGUGCUUGAACACUACUUUGAGAUGUCUCACCCGGAUGCUACGAGGGCAUUGCAGAUUUAUCGCACAUUCGUCAAGCAAACGGACCUGGUCGUUCAAUACCUGAGUGUUGCAAGGAUGCAUGAACACUCGACAAGGCUCGAAAUUCCGAAAAUAAAGCAUGCCCCUACUAGUUUAGCUGCAUCGUUGGAAGAAUAUCUGAACGACAAAGACUUCGAGAUAAAUCGCCGCCAAUAUCUUGCUGAAAGAGAAGCUAAGAAGCUUGGUGGUGGUAAAAGCACGAACGGGACAAGUAGAGCAUUUGGAGACUCGAAGCCUACGGCGUCAAAGACCUCCGCAGGGCAAGGUUUUCCUUCGCCGAAGCAAGCAUCUGCAGCAUCGGCCAAGCCAGAAACCAAAGGGCCUGCCCCGGAUUUGAUCGAUUUCUUCGCAUCAAUCGAGCAGAAUCAACAGCCGUUGGUUCAACAAAACCAGCAAUAUUCGCAAUACCCCCAGCAAACGAGUAUGCAGCCGGUUGGAUACCAAGCCCCCAUUCAGGUCGCAGAUUUCCAAGCAACGAAUCCAUUCGGCCAGCCGCAACAGCAGCCACAACAGCAGCCGCAACAGCAGCCGCGACAGCAGCCACAACAACAACCGCUGCAGCAAAUGCAACCAACUUUCACAGGGGCCGGCUUCGGCGGGUACACGCCACAGCCGUUCAAUCCACAGAACACCUCGCUUUCGAGUAUACCCCAAAAUGGCGUCGCGAACUUCUCGCCCCAACCAGCACAACAGUUCAACAAUCCUAAUCUGGUCGCUGAUCCCCUACACCCGCAAUCGACCAAUCCAUUCCGUAACUCUGUAAUGCCUAAUAAUAUUGCGGAACCCAAACUUUUGAGCAACCCUCCAGUCGCACAACCGCUCGCUCGCUCCCCUACAAACCCUUUUGCUAAGCACGGCGCACAGAAUCAACAAUCACCUAGUCUUGGCUUGUCCUCAUCACCCUUUACAUCGCCUCCGCCGAUUCAAACACCUCAAAACAGCUCUCCCUUUGCACCGCAGCAAAACACCCUCUCGCCCAUGCAGCCCGCACCGACAGGCACGAACCCUUUCGCCCGCAACCCAUCACCGCAGCCGCAAGUACCACCACAACAAACUGGUCUGAUUCCCAACCCGACAGGCAGCACGAAUCCUUUCCGACAAAGCGCGUUCGUGAACCAGCAAACGGGCCAGGGCUGGCAGAACACGGGCCAAGGAACGAUGGGCGGAAUGGGGCUGGAGGCAGUGGACACGGUGCCGGUAUUUCCCAGGCCAGGACAACCCACUGGACAGCAAGGGCAAGGUCAGGGCUGGUCGUAGGCGCUUGCUGCAAUUGAGAAACAGGAUUUACGUUUUGACCUUCUUGAAUAUUUGGACAGAUUUUGAUAUCGAAGGGGCCGGCUUCGACGGCAUGGCGUUAGCAGGACUAAAGUAUGUGGUUGGGUUGUCUUUGUUUCUUUCUCACUCCUACUGUUGCGUAUUAGCCUGAUUGCGAGGCCACAGCUUCGCCCUUACUGGUCUCGGGCUGGAUCAGAUGAGGCGAGUCUUAGUCGUGAGGGACUGGGAAGUGGCGCGUGUACUCUUAGUGGUGCGAUGGCCGAGUCUGGAUGUGAAAACUGGUCGUUUCUAAUCAAAGGCGGCAUUUCAAUGUGCGUGCUUGCAAAGCAAAAC
This is a messenger RNA of Mytilinidion resinicola, 2440 nucleotides long. Its product is annotated as ANTH-domain-containing protein. Lineage: Eukaryota; Fungi; Ascomycota; Dothideomycetes; Mytilinidiales; Mytilinidiaceae. Gene Ontology annotation, cellular component: clathrin-coated vesicle; clathrin-coated pit. The coding region runs from base 170 to 2089 and encodes 639 amino acids. Gene Ontology annotation, biological process: vesicle budding from membrane; clathrin coat assembly; clathrin-dependent endocytosis. The record is from RefSeq and is a predicted model, not a curated record. Gene Ontology annotation, molecular function: clathrin heavy chain binding; SNARE binding; phosphatidylinositol-4,5-bisphosphate binding. The transcript has 5 exons.